CUCUAACCGUGCACCGGAAGUACGCAUGCAAAGCAAAAGCGACCGCUUCGGAAGUCUACACAGAAACCGGUUGGUGAACUACUGGGUUAUUUUGACAGAUGUAGGUGAUUUAGACUCCACCCACAUUUACAGUGACGUCAUCAAACAUGGCUGCACGUCACCUGUUCCGGCUUGGCCGAUCGAGUCAUGCGUUUUUCUCCGCUGGUCUUCACAAUGUUUCCAGCGUGCAUCUCGUGCAGGCGCGGCUCUGCUCGUCUCGAGGAAGGAGGUCAGACAGAGACUCCGGUCAGGACAGAGAACAUGGACUCUCUUCUGCUGAUCGUGAGCUGGACUUCCGGCUGAGCCGGCUGCAGGUGGACGCGGUGCUGCGCGCUAACGAGCAGUCCAUACGAGUUCCUGAGUUUGAUGGACGUGGCGGUCUGAGUCCAGUACUGAAGUUCGAAAGCAAUCAGCUCGCUGCUAAUUCUCCUCUAGAAGACCGACGCAGCAGCGCCACCUGCUUGCAGACGCGGGGGAUGCUGUUCGGAGUUUUUGAUGGACACGGUGGUCACGCGAAUGCUCAGGUGGUCAGCGAGCGUCUGCCUUAUUAUGUCACUGUGGCGAUGAUGUCAGAGUCCAGCCUGGAGGAUCUGGAGGCCUCGAUGGAGAUGUUACGGCCAGUACCGCCGAUUCUGCAGUGGUACAGACACCGCAAUGACCACGUCUACCGCGAGUCUGCCGCUCUGUACAUCAAUCACUUGCGUGUGUUCUGGCAGGAGCUGCUGGCCAGCGAAGAGCACGGAGAUGGAAUGAACCCUGGCGACGCCCUCAGCUACGCUUUCCAGCGCCUUGACGCAGAUCUUUCUCUGGAGGCUCAGGUCCCUUUGGCAAGUGAUCUGAUGCGGAACACGGCGGUACAGGCGGCCUUCGCGGGGUGCACGGCUUGUCUCGCUCAUGUGGGACCCGAAGGAAUUUACGUAGCGAACGCUGGAGACUGUCGAGCCGUGCUCGGAGUUCAGGAAAGCGACGGGAGCUGGAGCUCGCUGCCUCUUUCUCAGGAUCACAACACAACCAACCCGGCUGAAGUGGAGCGAGUACUCUCUCAGCACCCGUCCAGUGAGCGCCAGACGGUCAUCGUGGACGACAGGCUGCUCGGCGUGUUGAUGCCGCUGCGAGCUUUCGGAGACGUUCAAUUUAAAUGGAGUCGUGAGCUGCAGCAGAGCGUGUUAGAAAACGGAGGCUGUGACUCAGAGGCGCUGAAUAUUUAUCAAUACACGCCACCUCAUUACCUCACGCCACCGUACCUCGAGGCCACACCCGAGGUCACUUAUCACCGUCUGCGCCCUCAGGAUCGCUUCCUGAUCCUGGCAUCAGACGGCUUGUGGGACGAAAUGGACAACGAGGAGGCGGUCCGGCUGGUGGCGGAACACUUAACCGGCGUCCAUCUGCAGGCUCCGGUCUCGGCCGGCCGGCUCAGCCUGGGACAGAUGCACCAGCUGCUGCUGCGGCGCCAGGCACGCGCCACGCCCGCGUUGGACCCAAACGCGGCCACACACCUGAUUCGCCACGCUCUCGGGACGAAUGAGUACGGAGAGAUGGACCAGGAGAGACUGGCGGCCAUGUUGGCGCUCCCAGAUGACCUGGCACGCAUGUACCGUGAUGACAUCACCAUCACCGUAAUUUAUUUUAACUCUAGUCUCAACAAAACAUCACGGAACCAUUUGUGACAGAGAAACAAAGACUGAGAUGUUCAGCCUUGGGUUCGAUGGAUGAAGUUUAAAUAUUGAAUUAAAAGUUGAGGUGGAUGAAGAACCCAGUUUUAAUUGGGUCAAGGGCCUGAAAAUCAAAAUCUGUGAGAUUCACAGCCCUGUGAGCGGAGAUUAUUUUCUCGAUACUUGCCUUUAAUCAGAUUUUAUGAUAUUAAAGAAAUAAAACCCAUUCUUUACUGUAACUGACCCCGAACGUCUGGUCAGGAAGUGGUCUUCAUCGCCUCACUGUGUUUAGGGGUCACAAAUGUCUCAGAUUACUUGGUUAAGAAAAUGUGACAGAUUUAAUCUCAGGUUCAGAAUAACUGCAGGAACCGUGCUCCUCGUGGUGUUUAUUGUGAAUUCUAGAUCAUAUAGUGAUGUUUAUCUGAUCCUCAGCAUGUGACCAGUCUCACUGUAGCUUUCUCUUCUGUGUUUAUUUCAUAUUAAUCCAAAUUACUUAUUGUAAAUGUACAUGAUUACAUCCAGUCCUUCUUUCAUCAAGUUUCCUCUUGUGAACUUUCAAGGGUUUGGAUUUUGAGCUGAGAUCUUCGUUAUGUUGUGUCUUCCUUUUAAUGUUCCUUCACCAGUGGAAUCUGAACUGUAAAAACAUGUGACCUUAUUAAGAAAUGUUUACUCUCACAACCUCUUCCUCUGUUCUCUAAAUAAGCCUUUAAUUGCUCAGUAAUGUUCACUGUAAACAUGUUUGUGUCCUCGCUUUUUUGUCUUAUUUCACUCUUUUUCCCUGCUCACUCUCUGCUGUUGCACUUUCCCUGAAGCUGGCUGUGUAAAACCCCAUACCCGUGUGUUCAGGAGUGUGUGCUGGUUGUGUGGUGCUCAAUAGAUAUGAUAUGGCUCAUAUUUCAUUUAUUUUCCACUUAUUGACCAGUUAUUGUCCAGUGUGUGGUUAGUGACCAGCUUGUGUUUGAUGUGAAAUCAGUUCUGUUUGUUUUUGUUUUGAAUUCAUUAAUAAGCUUUAAUGCAUGAAGGCCGGAAUAAUGAAAGGAUAUGAAGGCAUCAUUUCAGAUAUUUAUGACUGUGUCCAAUUAUAGGUUUAUUUUUAAUUUAACUAAUAAAUAAAAAAAAAAAAAAACUGCUCAGUGCUGCACCUUUAGAUCUGAGGCAGAGGGGUGCCAAUACUUUAUACAGGACCAUAUAUACCAUCAAAUAUAUACAUGAUUACUGUCCUGAAAAAUCACUUAGACUAUUAAA
Hemibagrus wyckioides is the source of this 2936-nucleotide messenger RNA. RefSeq names its product putative pyruvate dehydrogenase phosphatase isoenzyme 2 (gene pdp2). Gene Ontology annotation, molecular function: cation binding; protein serine/threonine phosphatase activity. The transcript is spliced from 2 exons. Gene Ontology annotation, biological process: protein dephosphorylation. NCBI's taxonomy places the organism in Eukaryota, Metazoa, Chordata, Actinopteri, Siluriformes, Bagridae. The record is from RefSeq and is a predicted model, not a curated record. The coding region runs from base 147 to 1706 and encodes 519 amino acids.